Molecule: messenger RNA, 1671 nt
Organism: Aspergillus puulaauensis
Lineage: Eukaryota; Fungi; Ascomycota; Eurotiomycetes; Eurotiales; Aspergillaceae
Exons: 2
Coding region: 1-1671 (556 amino acids)
Biological process (GO): amino acid transmembrane transport
Cellular component (GO): membrane
Molecular function (GO): amino acid transmembrane transporter activity
Source: RefSeq, a predicted model, not a curated record
AUGGACAUUGAGCGGCAGGGCAAUGAAACAUCCAAGCCAGUGCAGGAUAACGCGAACCACGACCCUUCCAUUCAGAGCAACCAUGCAGGGGACAUAUACGACCUCACUACCGAAAAGCAUGCAGGGAACGGGUCAAACCCCUUGCCAGACCUGCAACGGAGGCUGAAGAGUCGACAUCUCCAGAUGAUUGCAAUCGGCGGUACCAUCGGAACAGGACUGUUUAUCGGCAGCGGGACUGCCAUUGCCCACGCAGGCCCGGUCGGCGCUCUUAUUGCUUAUAUAUUUGUCGGAACCCUUGUCUACUCCGUCAUGACAUCUCUAGGCGAGGUGGCAACCUACAUCCCGAUUCCUGGCGCGUACAUGACAUAUGCAACCCGGUUUGUUGACCCCAGCCUGGGCUUUGCCAUGGGCUGGAUCUGCUGGUUCUCCUGGGCAGUCAACUUUGCCCUCGAGCUGACUGCCACCGGGCUCAUCAUUCAGUACUGGGACGCUUCAAUCCCGAUAUCUAUCUUCAUCGCGAUAUUCUGGGUGGUAGUCACUGUGCUGAACCUCUUACCGGUGAAUUUCUACGGUGAGAUGGAAUUCUGGCUUUCCAGUGUCAAAGUCGUAACCAUCGUGGGAUUCCUCAUCUUCUCGAUCUGCAUCAACGCUGGUGCUGGCAAGGAAGGCUACCUUGGGUUCCAUUAUUGGGUUCAUCCUGGACCGUUCGCCUCGUAUUUGCUUCCACCAGGACCGACUGCAAAGUUCGUCGGCUUUUGGGCUGUCCUUAUACAAGCUGGCUUCUCCUACCAGGGCACGGAGCUCGUCGGCCUUGCAGCUGCAGAGGCAGAAAACCCCCAGAAGACUGUCCCCUCUGCCAUCCGCAAGAGCUUUAUUCGGAUUUUGCUCUUCUUUAUUGCGACCAUCUUCUUUAUUGGGAUCCUGGUGCCGUAUGAUAAUCAGAAUCUGCUAUCUGGAGCUACCGAUGCCUCUGCAUCCCCCUUCGUGAUUGCUGCUAAGCUGGCCGGCGUGAAAGUCCUGCCCAGCAUCAUCAACGCAGUUCUACUGACAGUCGUGCUUUCUGCAGCAAACUCCAAUGUGUACAGUGGCAGCCGCGUUCUAAUCGGUCUGGCACAAGAAGGGUUCGCCCCUAAAUGGGUGAAAAUAACAUCGGCUCGAGGUGUCCCGUACUAUAGUGUCGCCAUUACAGCUGCAUUUGGCCUGCUUGGUUUCCUUAACGUGUCCAGUUCCGGGAGUACUGUGUUCAACUGGCUUCUCAAUAUCUGUGGGGUGGCAGGCUUCAUCACCUGGACCACGCUGAAUGCCUGCCAUAUCGGAUUCAUGCGCGCACUCAAGGCCCAGAACAUGUCGCGCAAGCUGCUUCCAUACAGAGCGAUGUGGCAACCAUACCUGGCGUGGUACGGGCUCGUUUGCAACAUCGUCAUCAUCCUAACACAGGGCUUUACGGCAUGGGUUCCAGCAUUUAGCGUGUCCAACUUCUUUGUGGCGUAUAUUAGUCUGAUCUUGUUCGUGAUCCUGUACCUGGGCCAUAAGCUCAUCUACCGCACAAGCUUCGUCGAGCCUCUGGCUGCCGAUCUCUAUACCGGGCAUCUGCAGCUCGAGCAGGAGUUCUGGGAAACCACAGCACCCACCACGUGGUAUGGGAAGAUUUGGCAAACGAUAAGCGGUUGA